AUGAAGAAUACGUUUUCCAAAGCCGGAGCCGCGGCUCUGCUUGCUACUACGGCAAAUGCACAGCUCUACCCCAACCAAAGCCCCUUGAACCACACCUGCCAGCUACAAGAGCCACUCCUAUCUUGCCCUUCACAAGAUCCCUCAAACGUCGACUCUUGCUGCGUUGAGACCUUUGGUGGACUUGUGCUAAGCACUCAAUUUUGGAACACAUACACCGGCGGCGAGUCUGAAGGCCAACUUCUUCCCACCGACACAUGGACCCUCCAUGGUCUUUGGCCCGACUUCUGCAACGGCAGCUACACGCAAUAUUGCGACCUGAGCCGCCAAUACGACCCUAUCCCGGGACCGAACACUACAAACGGCCUACCAAAUGGAACGUUUGUCCCACCCUACAACGGAUCCAAUAUUGGAACCUUCCUCGAGCCCUUUGGCCGCUACGACCUACUAGAAUACAUGAACACCUACUGGAUCGCAUGGCAGCAAGACAACCCCGGUUUCUGGGGCCACGAGUUCUCCAAGCACGCCACCUGUUUCUCUACUUUCAAUGUUCCCUGCUACGGUCCGCAGUACCGCGAGCACGAAGAUGUUGUUGACUUCUUCGAGACGGCUAUCAAGUACUACAAGAGGUUCCCCACUUUCGAUUGGCUUGCCGCCGAGGGUAUCACGCCUUCCAACUCAACCACAUACUCGUACUCUGAUCUCGUGGAUGUGCUGUAUGAACAGCAUGGCGGAAUUCCUUUCCUGGGUUGCUCGGGACCCAGGUACAAUGCUACGGAGGCUGGAAAGAACACGACUGAUAGGGGCUACACUAUCUUGAGCGAGGUUUGGUACUACGAGCACGUCUACGGUCGUCCCCAAGAAGGCAACGCUAUUUCUGUUAAUGCGUCCGCUAGCUACCUUACCAACUGUGCUACUACGGAAGGCGCGAUUCACUACCCCGAGAGGACUAACGGAUCAGAGAAGGUUCCUACCGUUCCUUUCUAG
Molecule: messenger RNA, 984 nt
Organism: Alternaria atra
Lineage: Eukaryota; Fungi; Ascomycota; Dothideomycetes; Pleosporales; Pleosporaceae
Exons: 2
Coding region: 1-984 (327 amino acids)
Biological process (GO): RNA catabolic process
Cellular component (GO): extracellular region
Molecular function (GO): RNA binding; ribonuclease T2 activity
Source: RefSeq, a predicted model, not a curated record